Molecule: messenger RNA, 1495 nt
Organism: Synchiropus splendidus (mandarinfish)
Lineage: Eukaryota; Metazoa; Chordata; Actinopteri; Syngnathiformes; Callionymidae
Gene: rcvrn2
Product: recoverin 2
Exons: 4
Coding region: 255-836 (193 amino acids)
Molecular function (GO): calcium ion binding
Source: RefSeq, a predicted model, not a curated record
AGCUCAGCCACCUUAAAUCCGGCAUUAACAGAAUUAACCCAGUCGUGCCGGGAAACUCCUACCCUGUUUUCCAGACAAUCAUUAUCUCCAACUGUCUUACUGCAGAGGGGUCAGAUUUACUUGAGCGUACACCAGUUCCGUUGACGUCAGAAGAGUUGAGCGAGGCGACAUCAUUUGGACGGGCGAGAGGGGAAGAAUCAGGCGGUGAAGAAGAAGACACACAAGCAAGACUCGGUUAAACCAAACCAGCUAGGAUGGGAAAUACAACCAGUAGCGCCAUGUCAAAGGAAAUCUUGGAGGACCUGAAGCUGAGCACAAAGUUCACUGAGACCGAGAUCUCUCAGUGGUACGAGAACUUCCAGAAGCAGUGUCCAUCAGGCCGUAUUACCCCGGAGGAGUUUGAGCAGAUCUACUCCCGGUUCUUCCCCGACAGCGACGCCAAGAGCUACGCCCGGCACGUAUUCCGCUCCUUCGACACCAACGACGACGGCACCCUGGACUUCAAGGAGUACAUCAUUGCCUUGCACAUGACAUCCACCGGCAAGACCACCCGAAAACUAGAGUGGGCCUUCUCGCUUUUCGACGUAGACAAGAACGGAUACAUCAACAAGACGGAAGUCACAGAGAUCUGCCAGGCCAUAUUCAAACUGAUCCCCAAGGAGGAGCAGACCAAGCUGCCCGAGGACGAGAACACACCCGAGAAGAGGGCCAACAAGCUGUGGUCCUACUUUGAAAAGAAAGACAACGAGCGCCUGGCGGAGGGAGAGUUCAUCAAGGGAGUGAUCGAGAACGAAAACGCGAUGCGUCUUAUUCAUUACGAACCGAUAAAACAGUGAAGACUCCGAGGAUCUUCGUCUUCUUCCUCUCUCUUUUGUGUAAUUACUUGUUUCAACAGUGUCUUUGUUCCAUGAAACCUUUCCGUUUCAGCAUGGUCAGUUUGGUUCACCAUAGUUUGUCGUUUGAACUAAAUACACCAGGGUCUCAGACAAAACAUUAUGACCACCUAGCCUGUUAAGCAGCGAGGACAAAGCAGUGACCAUGUGUUGGAUGGUAGGUUUAAAUGUAGUAGAUCGGAUAAGCUUUAAUAUUAUAGAGGGAAAUUAAGGAUGCACUUUUUUAUUUUGCAAUUAUGAUAUCGGACGACAGAAUUCCAUUGUGUGUGAUACAUUCUGAUAUGAAAGUUGGAUUCUAGCACUGCAGCUAAGACAAGGUUCGACAUCUUAAACAUAUUCAAGUCUUGCGUUCAGAUCUGGGAUGCUAUAUUCGUGUCACUGAAUUCUGACAUUUUUCUGAAUUCAUUCUCCAAAAUGAAGAUAUUUCUAAAAUUAGAAAAAUGUUUGGACACUGAUCGUAUGAAGCACGUGACCUACAAAGACCGACCGCUUGUUGAUGAUUGAAUUGAAUUAAAGAAAUUAUUUGAAGAAAAGCAGAGCUGUGAGAAUCAAAAAAAUGGCUUGUUGUUGUUUGACAUUGGACAUAAACAAUCCAAAAAUAA